CGAUAGCAGGUUGUUGCCAUAGAAACAGCGUGUGAAUGUCAAAACCCCUGCACGCGCUCAUAUCUCUCAAGUCCACAGCAACGGAAGCGCGCGGGCUGGUCCAAGAGUCAUCAAGGGCAACACACAUAAAAGCGGGUCAGUAUGGCCGAUGACAUGUCCGCUCCUCUGCUCUCAGACUCUGAAUCCUCUGCUGACGCUCAGACCACAUGCCCCUCCAGCCCGACAGCGGUCAUACUCGGGUCCGGAGACUUCUCUCGGUCUCUGGCUAUGCGGCUGGUGGGUUGUGGCGUUCCAGUGAUUGUUGGGACCCGAUGUGUGAAUCGCAUCCCAUCGGGUCUGUUUCCGGAUGCGGUGGAGCUGAAGAGCCAGGAGGAGGCAGCAUCACAGGUGGAUUGUGUGUUGUUCAUGGCUUUGUUCCCUGAGCACUACUCCUCUCUGCUGGGGCUACGGUCCACACUGGUCGGGAAAGUGCUGGUGGAUGUCAGUAACGCAGCGGAGACGAACACCCGUGGGCCAUCCAAUGCGGAGCGACUGGCCGAGCUGUUUCCAGACAGUCUGGUGGUCAAAGGUUUUAACACGGUUUCAGCCUGGGACCUGCAGACCGGGGCACAUGACGGGAGCAAACAGGUCUCGAUAUGCAGUGACAGCGCAAAUGCAAAGAGGAAAGUUCUGCAGUUGGCACAGCACAUGGGCUUCCAUCCCGUGGAUAUGGGCGGCCUGUCAGCCUCUCGAGAAAUUGAGGUAGCUCCGUUGCGCCUAUUCCCGUCUUGGAGUGGGCCGAUCCUUGUCACAUUUCUUCUGUUCUUCUUCUUCUACGGUUACGGUUUCCUGCGGGAAGUUCUGCUGCCGUUUCUUGCUCAAGGACACAACGUAUUCUACCGUCUUGCUCUUGAUGUGGUGAACGAGAGUUUGCCGGCGGUCGCUUUGGUGACCUUAGCGCUCGUAUACUUGCCGGGUUUGUUUGCCGCAUCGUUGCAGCUUUGGAGGGGCACCAAGUAUCGCCGCUUCCCGUCUUGGUUGGACAAGUGGAUGCAGUGCCGGAAGGAGCUGGGUCUGUUGAGCUUCUUGUGUGCAGCGUUACAUGGCGUCUUCAGUAUCUGUGGGCCACUGCGGCGAGUUACACAACACAAGUCCAUCAAUGCUGCCUACAAACAGGUUGAGGCUGGGGUUGAGGAACCCUGGGAUGAGGUGGGAGUUUGGCGUUCUGAUCUCUACCUCUCGUGUGGAGUGUUGGGUCUAGGUGUCCUUUCUCUACUGGCCAUCACAUCCCUUCCCUCGGUAGGCAACAGCCUUAACUGGAGAGAGUUUACCUUUGUACAGUCUGGUUUGGGAUACUUGGCCCUGACGCUGUCUAUCAUGCACACACUCUUCUUUGGCUGGGAUUUUGCAUUCCAGGCCAAGGCCUAUUCAUUCUACAUGCCACCGAGCUACGUAGUCGCUGCAGCUCUGCCGUGUGCUGUCCUGGUAUGCCGCUGUUUCCUGCUGCUCCCCUUCAUCUCCAACAGAUUGGCACGAUUACGCCGUGGAUGGGAAAGCAGACACAACUGUCCUGUUUUACAGCGCCACCCUGUGGUUGCUAAUGGAGUAUCGCAGCAAGUUUGAGAAUGACAGGCGUUUGAUUUUAAAGCAACACUUCACCCAAACAUGACAUUUUUUUGUCAUCAUGUACUCUCCUUCCUUUGAUUUUGUGUAAACACAGAGACCUGAGCUUUGCUCACAUGUUUACAGUACCUCAAGAUUUGCUCUUAAUGUUUUUUAUUGAUGACACAAACAUACUUUUAUAUAACGUUCACACAUUUUUUUAAUGAAUUUUCCUAUGGGCUCACAGAAGUAAGGUCAAUACCACACUGAAGUA
This is a messenger RNA of Triplophysa dalaica, 1855 nucleotides long. RefSeq names its product STEAP family member 3, metalloreductase (gene steap3). The transcript is spliced from 5 exons. Lineage: Eukaryota; Metazoa; Chordata; Actinopteri; Cypriniformes; Nemacheilidae. Gene Ontology annotation, biological process: copper ion import. The record is from RefSeq and is a predicted model, not a curated record. Gene Ontology annotation, molecular function: ferric-chelate reductase (NADPH) activity; cupric reductase (NADH) activity. Gene Ontology annotation, cellular component: endosome; plasma membrane. Bases 142 to 1602 code for a protein of 486 amino acids.